Messenger RNA from Armigeres subalbatus, 1788 nucleotides. Its product is annotated as UDP-glucosyltransferase 2-like. Bases 136 to 1701 code for a protein of 521 amino acids. Gene Ontology annotation, molecular function: UDP-glycosyltransferase activity. NCBI's taxonomy places the organism in Eukaryota, Metazoa, Arthropoda, Insecta, Diptera, Culicidae. The record is from RefSeq and is a predicted model, not a curated record. The transcript is spliced from 2 exons.
GCUCCGCCGUCCGUCCGUUGUCGGUCAUUAAGUCAGUCAACUGCAGACUGUGAAGAAGAUAAGUCUAUCGAACAAAAAAACGCGCGGCACGACUGUUUUGUUCUGUGCUUCAACUGAUUUCGUCAGCCGAACAUCAUGAGAGGCAUCGGUGGGUUACUGAUACUGCUGUUAACACUGGCGAUUAGCAUCCGAGAGGGCGUAGAUUCAGCAAAAAUUCUCUGCGUGUUUCCCAGUCCCGGUAGAUCACAUGUCCUGGUUGGGCAGGUUCUGCUGAAGGCGUUGGCCGAACGUGGUCACCAGGUUACAAUGGUGAGUCCUUUCAAGCUUUCAAAACCGGUUCCAAACUAUAGGGAAAUAUACGUUCCCCCGGAUGAUACCGUUAGUAAAAUGACUAAAAGUUUCCUAGAGAAAAAACAUAACAUCCUUAAGGGUAUUCCAACCAUGAUGCGCAGUGUGCUCAAUACUGCUAACAAUACAAUCAACGAUCCUCAGUUUUUGGCCAUCAAGAAUGAGCAGUUUGAUUUGGUUAUUACAGGAUUGUUUAUGGCAGAUUUCAUCCUCGGUUUUGGUCCCCAUUUCAAUGCACCAACUGUGGCACUAUGGAGUGCUGGCCAGGCUAAAUUCACAUCUGAUCUGGUGGGAAAUCCAAGGGCCGUGGAUGCCGUUCCACAUAUCAUGCUCGGCCAACAAGAGCACAUGGGGUUCAUGAAUCGUUUGAAGAACUUGCUAAUAGCAACAGCGGAAAAUUUGAUCGUUGAAUAUGCGGUAUGGAACCAACAGCCAUAUUACGACUUCAACUUUCCCGCAGACAAAUAUCCGAGCUAUAAGGAUGUUCGAAAAAACGUAUCGCUUGUGCUUUUGAACACACAUUUUUCAAGUAGCGGACCACGGCCUUACAUACAGAACAUAGUCGAGGUUGGCGGACUGCAGAUCAAAAACAAGCCAGAUCCUCUACCAGAAGACAUUCAAAAGUGGUUGGACGAAGCAGAGCACGGCGUUAUAUAUUUCUGCUUGGGAUCAAACCUGAAAUCAUCCGACCUUCCCCCGGAGAAGCUUCGAAUUUUUCUCAAUGUUUUGGGUAAACAAAAGCAACGGAUACUGUUCAAAUGGGAAACCGACAGCAUUCCCAAUCAACCGAAAAACUUCCUAACAAAGAAAUGGCUGCCACAAGACGAUGUAUUGGCUCACAAAAAUGUCGUUCUAUUUGUGGCACAUGGCGGUUUGGGAGGAAUGGCCGAAGCUCGGUUCCACGCAGUCCCUGUACUGGGAAUUCCCAUUUUCGCAGAGCAGUCAUCUAAUGUGUUAGUAGUAGAAAGAGAAGGCUGGGGUAAAGGGAUCGACUACGAGGUUCUCACCGAGGCAUCAUUCGAGGAUCCGUUGGUGGAGAUCCUAACGAAUCCAGAAUAUCGACAAAAGGUGAAGGAAUUAUCCGAAUUGUAUCGCGAUCGACCACAAACUGCCGUCGAUACAGCCAUCUAUUGGAUCGAGUACGUCAUCCGACACAAGGGGGCUCCCCACAUGCACUACCAAGGGGCAGAGCUAAACUUUUUCCAGCAACAGAUGUUGGAUGUCGUGGCAGCAUUACUCGUGAUAGUAUACCUCUUAUUCAAACUUCUGAAGUUUGUCUUCAAAAAGUUGACUACACUCAUAUGUCGUAGAGGUACGAAACAAAAAGAAGGUAAGAAACGAAAAACAGCUUAGAGUAAAAUAAUAACGAAAGAAAACGUCCAGAGAUAAUAAAUGUUUUCCACAAUCCGACAGAUAGCUAAUAAAAAACGUUAUCACUUA